Cinara cedri is the source of this 985-nucleotide messenger RNA. The record is from the annotation of a GenBank genome assembly. NCBI's taxonomy places the organism in Eukaryota, Metazoa, Arthropoda, Insecta, Hemiptera, Aphididae.
AUGUUUGAUACACCAGAAGCCACCACUAAUAUUGAUGAUCGAGACAAGACAUCUGCUGCAGCAGGUGUGCAAGUUUUUCACAGACGAGUAUAAGUAUUAUUAUUAAUCAUGUUCUAUCGAUAUUGUGCGUCGUUUAAUAAAAAAAAAAACGUCAUCAAAAACGUUUGUUUCACUUGAAGUGUUAGUAUUGCAACGCCAUUGUUUAAUGGCGACUUUUUCUUUACAGUCAAAUAGUAGAUGGAUUUUUUUUUUCCGCUUUUGAGUACUCGACGUGGUAUUAAUAUUGAAAAACGCGUACUCGACAAAUAAAAAAAAAGUAAACGGUGAGAAACAUUCUAUUUUUCGCCGCGCGUCUCUCGCACGGCAGUAUUUCGAUUCCGGCCGCGAAUAAUAUCGCCGCCCGUCACUACAGACGCGUUCUAAAGAAUCGCGCCUUCGGAACGAUUUUCAUUGAAAAAUAAUGACGAUAAUAAUAAUAACAAUUUCAGUUGCCUAGUUGCCGAUUGUUUUUUUUUUUUUUUUUACACCGUAUUGAAAUAUAACGCCGGAAAGAAAUAUUUCCGUGCGCGAUUCGCGUUCCGAAAACCGUGUCCACCAUGACGUGCUGUAGACAUUGCGACGGUCCGGAGCCGCGGUCCGUCGCCAAAACGACACCGGCCGCUCCGCGGUGGUCUCGCUCGACCUGGCCGCGCCCGCGAAAUGGACCGCCGGACGUCCGGCGAUAUUCGUCGGUCCGGGCGGAUUGGACGGCGAAUACCUGUCCAACUCGGUGCCGCGAUGCGCAUACUCGGUGGCGCGCGCCGACGGUGCCGGACCGACGGUCGAGCGGCCUGCGCCCCGGCCCGCGGAUGCGGAUCUCGACGAACCGGCCGCCACGCCGUUGCCGAUCGCCGACUUCGCGGCGCGCCCGCGACUUGGUGGAUGGGGGAUCGAGAAAAAUGCGAGCCGUCAUUUUUCGCUAGGCUCAUACGGCCGGCGACGCUGA